Messenger RNA from Canis lupus familiaris (dog), 5444 nucleotides. RefSeq names its product PTPRF interacting protein alpha 2 (gene PPFIA2). The record is from RefSeq and is a predicted model, not a curated record. The coding region runs from base 138 to 4007 and encodes 1289 amino acids. Gene Ontology annotation, biological process: synapse organization. NCBI's taxonomy places the organism in Eukaryota, Metazoa, Chordata, Mammalia, Carnivora, Canidae. Gene Ontology annotation, molecular function: protein binding. Gene Ontology annotation, cellular component: presynaptic active zone. The transcript is spliced from 34 exons.
GCCGCUGAGCCCUUCUCCCCGGUUGCCAGGGCGACGGGCCGGGAGCGCGGGGCGUGAGCUGCCCCCGGCGUCGGGCCGGAGACUGCGGCUGCCGUUGACCCACCAGGAGGCAGGACCCCAGGUUCCAGACACUAGCAAUGAUGUGUGAAGUGAUGCCCACGAUUAAUGAGGACACCCCAAUGAGCCAAAGGGGGUCCCAAAGCAGUGGCUCGGACUCAGACUCCCAUUUUGAGCAGCUGAUGGUGAAUAUGCUAGAUGAAAGGGACCGUCUUCUAGACACCCUUCGGGAGACCCAAGAAAGCCUCUCGCUUGCCCAGCAAAGACUGCAGGAUGUCAUCUACGACAGAGAUUCGCUCCAGCGACAGCUCAAUUCAGCCCUGCCACAGGAUAUCGAAUCCCUAACAGGAGGGCUGACUGGUUCUAAGGGGGCUGAUCCGCCGGAAUUUGCUGCACUGACAAAAGAAUUAAACGCCUGUAGGGAGCAACUUCUAGAAAAGGAAGAAGAAAUUUCUGAACUUAAAGCUGAAAGAAACAACACUAGACUGUUACUGGAGCACUUGGAAUGCCUCGUGUCACGACAUGAAAGGUCACUCAGAAUGACAGUGGUAAAACGGCAAGCCCAGUCCCCCUCAGGGGUAUCCAGUGAAGUUGAGGUUCUCAAGGCACUGAAAUCUUUGUUUGAACACCACAAGGCCUUGGAUGAAAAGGUAAGGGAGCGACUGAGGGUUUCUUUAGAAAGAGUCUCUGCACUGGAAGAAGAACUAGCUGCUGCUAAUCAGGAGAUUGUUGCCUUGCGUGAACAAAAUGUUCAUAUACAAAGAAAAAUUGCAUCAAGUGAGGGGUCCACAGAAUCGGAACAUCUUGAAGGGAUGGAUCCUGGUCAGAAAGUCCAUGAAAAGCGUUUGUCCAAUGGCUCUAUAGACUCAACUGAUGAAACGAGUCAAAUAGUCGAACUACAAGAAUUGCUUGAAAAGCAAAACUAUGAAAUGGCUCAAAUGAAAGAACGUUUAGCGGCCCUUUCUUCCCGAGUGGGCGAGGUGGAGCAGGAAGCAGAGACAGCAAGAAAGGAUCUCAUUAAAACAGAAGAAAUGAACACUAAAUAUCAAAGGGACAUUAGGGAGGCCAUGGCACAGAAGGAAGACAUGGAAGAAAGAAUCACAACUCUUGAGAAGCGUUACCUCAGUGCUCAGAGAGAAUCUACCUCCAUACAUGACAUGAAUGAUAAACUAGAAAAUGAGUUAGCAAAUAAAGAGGCCAUCCUACGGCAGAUGGAAGAGAAGAACAGACAGUUACAAGAGCGUCUUGAGCUGGCUGAGCAAAAGCUGCAGCAGACUAUGAGAAAAGCUGAGACCUUACCUGAAGUAGAGGCUGAACUGGCUCAGAGAAUUGCAGCCCUGACAAAGUCUGAUCCAACCUCUUCUACCUCAUCUGAUGAUUAUCAAUAUGUUAUGGAAGCUAAACUACAAGAAAUGAUCUCCAUACGUAGGAAGGCUGAAGAGAGACAUGGAAACAUUGAGGAACGUAUGAGACAUCUAGAAGGUCAACUUGAAGAGAAAAAUCAAGAACUUCAAAGAGCUAGGCAAAGAGAGAAAAUGAAUGAGGAACACAACAAAAGAUUAUCUGAUACUGUGGACAGACUUCUGACUGAAUCCAAUGAACGCUUACAACUACAUUUAAAGGAAAGAAUGGCCGCUCUAGAAGAGAAGAAUGUUUUAAUUCAAGAAUCAGAAACUUUCAGAAAGAAUCUAGAAGAAUCUUUACAUGAUAAGGAAAGAUUAGCAGAAGAAAUUGAAAAGCUGAGAUCCGAACUUGACCAAUUGAAAAUGAGAACUGGCUCUUUAAUUGAACCCACAAUAUCAAGAACUCAUCUAGACACCUCAGCUGAGUUGCGGUAUUCCGUUGGUUCCCUUGUGGACAGCCAGUCUGAUUACAGGACAACUAAAGUAAUAAGAAGACCCAGGAGAGGCCGCAUGGGUGUACGAAGAGAUGAGGCAAAGGUGAAAUCUCUUGGAGAUCAUGAGUGGAAUAGAACUCAGCAAAUUGGAGUGCUAAGCAGCCACCCUUUUGAAAGUGACACAGAAAUGUCUGAUAUUGAUGAUGAUGACAGAGAAACUAUUUUUAGUUCAAUGGAUCUUCUCUCCCCAAGUGGUCAUUCUGAUGCCCAGACUCUAGCCAUGAUGCUUCAGGAACAAUUAGAUGCCAUCAACAAAGAAAUCCGGCUAAUUCAGGAAGAAAAAGAAUCUACGGAGUUACGCGCUGAAGAAAUUGAGAAUAGAGUGGCUAGUGUGAGCCUGGAAGGCCUGAAUUUAGCAAGGGUCCACCCAGGUACCACCAUCACUGCCUCGGUUACAGCUUCUUCGCUGGCCAGUUCAUCUCCUCCGAGUGGACACUCAACGCCAAAGCUCACCCCUCGGAGUCCUGCCAGGGAAAUGGAUCGGAUGGGAGUCAUGACACUGCCAAGUGAUCUAAGGAAACAUCGGAGAAAGAUUGCAGUGGUGGAAGAAGAUGGUCGGGAGGAUAAAGCAACAAUUAAAUGUGAAACUUCUCCUCCCCCUACCCCUAGAGCCGUCAGGAUGACUCACACCCUUCCCUCCUCCUACCACAAUGAUGCCCGAAGUAGUUUGUCUGCCUCCCUUGAGCCAGAAAGCCUUGGGCUUGGCAGUGCCAAUAGCAGCCAAGACUCUCUUCACAAAGCCCCCAAGAAGAAGGGAAUCAAGUCUUCAAUAGGACGUCUGUUUGGUAAAAAAGAAAAAGCCCGACUUGGGCAGCUCCGAGGCUUCAUGGAGACAGAAGCUGCAGCUCAGGAGUCCCUGGGGUUAGGCAAACUUGGAACUCAAGCUGAGAAGGACAGAAGACUGAAGAAAAACACAUCUGGGCAUGAACUUCUAGAAGAAGCUCGGAGGAAGGGAUUACCUUUUGCUCAAUGGGAUGGGCCCACUGUGGUUGCAUGGCUGGAGCUCUGGCUGGGAAUGCCUGCUUGGUAUGUAGCAGCCUGUCGGGCCAACGUGAAAAGUGGUGCCAUCAUGUCUGCUUUAUCAGACACUGAGAUCCAGAGAGAAAUCGGAAUCAGCAAUCCCCUGCACCGCCUAAAGCUGCGACUAGCCAUCCAAGAGAUGGUUUCCCUGACGAGUCCUUCAGCUCCCCCGACGUCCCGAACUCCUUCAGGCAACGUUUGGGUGACCCAUGAAGAAAUGGAAAAUCUUGCAGCUCCAGCAAAAACGAAAGAAUCUGAGGAAGGAAGCUGGGCCCAGUGUCCGGUUUUUCUACAGACUCUGGCUUACGGAGAUAUGAACCACGAGUGGAUUGGAAAUGAAUGGCUUCCCAGCCUGGGGUUACCUCAAUACAGAAGUUAUUUUAUGGAAUGCUUGGUAGAUGCAAGAAUGUUAGAUCACUUAACAAAAAAAGAUCUCCGUGUCCAUUUAAAAAUGGUGGAUAGUUUCCAUCGAACAAGUUUACAAUAUGGAAUUAUGUGCUUAAAGAGGUUGAAUUAUGACAGAAAAGAACUAGAAAGAAGACGAGAAGCAAGCCAACAUGAAAUAAAAGAUGUGUUGGUGUGGAGCAAUGAUCGAGUUAUUCGCUGGAUACAAGCAAUUGGACUUCGAGAAUAUGCAAAUAAUAUUCUUGAAAGUGGUGUGCAUGGCUCACUUAUCGCCCUGGAUGAGAACUUUGACUACAGCAGCUUAGCUUUAUUACUACAGAUUCCAACACAGAACACCCAGGCAAGGCAGAUUCUUGAAAGGGAGUACAACAACCUCCUGGCUCUGGGAACUGAGCGGCGGCUGGAUGAAAGUGAUGACAAGAAUUUCAGGCGGGGGUCAACGUGGAGAAGACAGUUUCCUCCCCGUGAAGUACACGGAAUCAGCAUGAUGCCUGGGUCCUCAGAAACAUUACCGGCUGGAUUCAGGUUAACCACGACAUCUGGGCAGUCGAGGAAAAUGACAACGGAUGUUGCUUCAUCAAGACUGCAGAGGUUAGACAACUCCACUGUUCGCACAUACUCAUGUUGACAAGCCACUCAAAGGAGGCAGCACUGACUUGCUAUGUCGUCUUUUCCGUCUACUCUACCUAAAGUGCACUACCAUCUCAGAAGACGAACAGCGAAAAACCUUUGUGAAGACUGAAUUCUAAGGAAACAACCACAAGUAAUGGUUUAUUAAGCUGAAAAUGUGGUUUGGGGGGAGUCAGAUAUUAAGUUUGAUUAGUUUACUACAAUUGUAAGACAGUGCUUAAGUCAUUUGAAUAAUAAACAUCAUCCACAUCAUAAAUUCUGUACAACAGAUGCUUUUAUGAAAUGGAGCCACUUGUUUUUUCAUGUUUUAUUGUAAUAUACUAGGCAUUUAUGUAUUACUGUGUAUGUAUUUCUUUUUAAAUGUGUAAGUCUUAUGUAAAUGGAUAUAAAUAUGAUUUUUAAAAAAAUAAAAUAUAUGGUUCAUGGAGUCUCGAGUGCAAACAUUUGACAAUUCCAAGUACUGUUUGUAUUUUACCAUUCCACCAUUUUUACAGUUUUUGAAUUGUAACAGUCAAAUCGAUAUGUUUCUCCUUCAAGUCUGUCAAUACCUAAAGCUGAAAACCUGCCUCUGAUCAUGUAAAAAAGAAUGAUUUAACCUGGAACUGGAGCCAAAAAUAGUCCUUUAAAGGCAAUCAGGGAUGUCCUAUAUCUUUAGAAAUAGCACUGUGAUGGCUCGAUCUCCUUUUCAAUACAAAACAGAGCUAAACUGUUUACAAGAGUCAAAAGCAAUUAUUUAAAAAAAAAUUUCUAAGGAAUAAACAUUAUCUUCUCUUGUUACCUGUGGAUCAAGAAAAAAAGAAAAAAGAAAAAACUUCUUUACUAAGAACCACAUGUUCAUCAGAUACCUUGAACCGCCAGCCAGCACUGUUCAGUGCAUGUCAACCACUGCAGAGUCUGAGGCUCAUUUCCAUUGAAAAAACAACAACGACAACAACAACAAAAAAACCAACAAAACUCAGAAACCUUUCCCUUUUGUCAAUGUAACAGGGCAUUAGCCAGACUCAUGUCUAAUGUUAUAAGCUUCUAGCCAAGAUGGCCUUGCUGCGACUUCCCUGAAGUCAGUCUUAUCAGAGGAAAUAAAUGAAAGACAGAAUGAUUAACAUAUAUAGUGUAUAAAAGUAUAGAAGAGUAAUCUCUUCCCUGUGGCUUUAUUUGGUGGUGUUACUGUUGUUUAUUCUUUGUUUAUAUGGGAGAUUUCAAAGUAAAACCUAUUUAAUAAUACCAUUUAUCUAACUGCUGAUUUUCUGCUGCUUGAUCUUAUGAAGCGCAAGACCUGUCAUUAGUAAUUUCCUUUUUGUAUUUAAUUUGCUAUGUUUGCACGUACAUUACAUUUGUUUUGAUGUCUAUUUUUGUUUAACAGAUUCAGUCAAAAGGUAAUGGUAACAGAAACCCUCUCCAUUGUCAAUAAAAAAAAUACUUCCAGUUCUCUGUUUAA